AUAAAACUGUUGACAGGAAAGAGAGUCCCUGUCGGGAAAUUCGUCUGUCUGUUUGGAACAUUUGCGUUACUGAGCGUUGUGUUUAAAAUGAUAUUACGUACAAACAAUGGCGUGUUUUAAUGAUGACCACGAAUUAGACAACGAAAAGUAUUAUGUAGAAAUUCUUCGUUAUCUUGAAGAUCCAACUGGGGUGAACAUCAAUACCAGCACAAAAGCCCAAUGGAUCAGAACACAAGCCGCAAAUUAUUUCCUGAAAAAUGGAGAAUUGUACUAUGGUAGGCGCAAACCUCGAAAAGUUGUACUCGAUAAGAAUGCUAAAGCUUCAAUUUUAGAACAGAUUCAUGUUGAUGGAACUAAAGGCUUUCACAAUGGAGUUAAAAAAAUGCACAGGAUGUUACAGCAAACACAUUUUUGGAGAUACUCUUAUAAAAGCAUAACCGAAUAUGUCCAAAAUUGUAUGGUGUGUAAGUCAAAUUCCACAACAACUCUUCACCUUGUGAAACCAAACAAAGUUACGUCUCCUUGGACUGAAAUUGAAUUUCAUCAAAUCAAACCAAAUCAAUCUUCUCAAGAGAAGUUCUUGCUGUUGAUACUUUAUGAUCCAGUAUCCUUUUGGAUUUCAGUAGCAGCAAUCAAACCUAGUUCUUAUGACAUGGCUGAAUUCUUGUUUGAAAAUUUGUGCAGCUAUGGUGUAGCUAUAUGCACAGUGUAUGGAUUGAAUUCAUUUGAAUUCAUGGAACUCAAAGGAGAGUUCACCAAGCUGAUUUCUGCGACAGAAACAGCUACUGUUCUAAAUGCGGAAACCCACUUAAAAUUCUCGGAGAAGGAAUCUGCUGAGUUUGAUGCCAAUAUUAAAACAAGAAUAGACACGUAUCUAGCGGAACAUCCUAAUGAUUGGCACAAACGACCAACGAUACUCGGUUGGUUAUGGAAGUUAAGGAACGAGAUUGUCAAAAACACUUCGGCGUUGGACACCAUAUCCAAACGCUGUUUUACGAAAACAAGCGAUGCCGGAAAUCUAUUCCCAAAAACACGGAAAAAAUCGAAAUUGUUCGAUUGUCCCCCAUGUGACGAAACAUCAUCUAGUGAAAACCGAUUGACGCGGAGGUCUAACUUAAAACAUCGGAUGUUGGGCGCUGGGAGCACGCUCCAUGAAACAGAUGAUACAUCCGCAAACCCAUCUUUGGACAACAGAACGUCUACUUCGACUGCCGUAGCCGCCGUUAGAGCUUUAAUCGCCCAAACAAAGGAUGUGCGCAAAUCAAGAAAUGAAGGUCAUAAGCGGGGUGAAUAUCACCGCUACACUCCUGAAAUGAAGGAAGCAAUCGCAAUACAUGCCAUGCGUCAUGGUACUCACAAUGCCGCACGCACUUUCAGUACCUCUCUAGGUUUCCCGGUGAGCUACAGCAGUGUUAGGAAUUUCGUUCAGGCCCACCAUGCAUUCAGUUCUCAACUUAAGGCAGAAAUUGGACGCCAUGCUGCAGAAUGUGGGCUUGACGCUACCCAAAAGCUUUAUUCAACUAAGUUGGAAAAAACGAUCAGCAUCUCCUUAAUAAGAAAGUUUCGUCGUAUGUAUCUCCGUAUGACUCCAGCCAAUCAACUUGAUCAUAGUGGAUCACGGAAAUCGAUAUCACUCGCACGCCAUCUAUUUUGCGCCUCAGUCCGAGAAGAAAUUGGAAAAUAUGCGGCUGUACAUGGAGUACCAGCAGCUGUGCAGCAUUUCAGUGACAAAUUGCAAUUCUCUGUAAAAGAAAGCACGGUGCGGAAAUUCAAAAAAAUAUUUGGGACCCCAGCAUCAGAGCUUCGUCGUAAGCUUUCGUCAGCAUCAUCUAUGCAUCCUCCACCUCCUCCCCCUUCACCACCUUCAUCGGUCGCCCCUCCUUCCUCUUUACCAGUUCUUCAGCAACAUCCGGACGCUGGUUACUAUCACCAACCUUAUGGGCACUACACCAACACACACAUGUAUGUCGGUCAUCAGUCAGCAAACAACUACCAUAACCAACACCAGAACAUGUACCAUGUGAUGUCCCAGCCAGUCCCCCCUUAUCCGUCCUACAGUUCUUUGCCACCACCUCCCCAAUAUCAGCCAUCUUUUAGCUCUGUCCAGCUACCAGCGUAUUCAAGGAACUGGAAUGAAGAGUGUUCUGACGUUUCAGCGUCCAUAGUUCACCAUCCUUCGGAAAAUCCUCCCACGUCCACUUGCCUUCCUGUUCCUAGAACUCCUUCCCCAGCGAUUGUUCCUCCUCCUCCUCCACCGCUUGAAUUAAAUCCCGCUGUUCAAACAUCCGUUCGACAUGAGAUGCCAGCUCAGAAAACUAAAACGUCAAAAAAAAAUGGUCGAGGUAGCUAUGCGACGUACCCUCCACAAUUUCGUUUAGAAAUUGGACGCUUUGCAGCCGAGUAUGGAUGUCAAGAAGCAGCAGAUUAUUUCAAAGAAAGAGUAGGCCACGAAAUUCCUGAGAGCACAGUCCGAGGAUUGCGAGACAAAUACGUUGCACAGCAGAGGACUUCCGAAGAACAAAUCACCAACCUGAACGUACUUCCCCGCGGAAGACCACUCCGUCUAGGACCGCACGACGAAGCCGUUCAGGAAUGCAUUCGGGAACUCAAACGCUCCGGAGAACGUGUCAACGCGUUUGUCGCUAUGGCUACUGCCCGCCAGGUUCUCCUCCAAAAAGAGCCAUCUCUUUUACCAGAAUUUGGUGGCCCUGUUAAAUUAACAACUAACUGGGCCAAAUCGUUUUUGAAAAGAAUGGGUAUCAACAAAGAAAACACGUCACAUAAUGACGACGCAACUUCUUCUAAUAUACCACCGGACUAAAGAAGUAUGUUAAAACUAGAACUUCACAAGCGAUUCAGAAUUUCACGUUUACCAUAAAAUUGGGGGGUAUAAUUGUUUUACCUGAAGAAAGCAACCGUGUAUUCAUCACAGUGGCGAUGUCGGACUUCCAAAAGAAUUCAGUUCUCUUUGUGCAAUUUCAAUAAUAAACCGAAACGGUGAUAAACUUUCA
Daphnia carinata is the source of this 3011-nucleotide messenger RNA. RefSeq lists its product as uncharacterized. The transcript is spliced from 9 exons. The record is from RefSeq and is a predicted model, not a curated record. Bases 107 to 2821 code for a protein of 904 amino acids. Lineage: Eukaryota; Metazoa; Arthropoda; Branchiopoda; Diplostraca; Daphniidae.